AUGGAAGGGGGCACUUGUGCCCCCGACCCGGAAGAGUCAGCGAAAAUGCUGAACUUGCUCUCCGAGGUAGGGCUAGUAGGUUCCAAGCUCGCCGUGAGCCAUGGCACCGAGCAGUCCUUGGCGAAGCAGCUCACCGACCGGCUAGGGAUUGAUAUGAAGCCCUGGCAUACAACGUUUAUCGUUGGACAGGUUCGCGAGGCCGUUCAGAUGUCUGACCUUGAUGAACGGGUUACUGGCACUUCAUCAUCCAGGUCGAUGCAGAACCUGCUUGACGCGAGGGCAGCAGCGGAGAAGGAGAAGGUGAAGGCCCUCGAGCCUACCGGAGAUCAGCUUGUUGUGCCCACGGCGCCAAAGAGGGGCACACUGGGGAGGACGGUGAGGUUGAAGAGCGGGCGCAUUGCCGCUGAACACGAAGUGACUGACAAGAUCCUGGAGAGGUUGGUUACUGAGCUGAUGCAGUACAAGGCGCCUAUUCUCGACGAGAUCAAGAAGGCCAUGAACCCUACAAGGGCAAAAGAAGCUUUGAUAGGCAACGGGGCGGAAGAGAUGGGGAAGCCAGGCACGCGGCCCAACAGCGUGAUGCUCGUGGACUACAUGUAUGCCCGCGAGGAAGAAGGCAUGGGACCAUCGAUCCCGCUUGCUGUGAGCACUGCAGCGUCGUGGUUCGAGCGCACGGCAGGGACGCCGGAGGAGGACCAACUGAUGGGCCAGGCUUUUCCCCAGAUGGUCAUGAGGGAGCUGACGCGGAAGCUGGAACAGAAUGCACCCCCAGGCUGUUUCUAUGGCAUUGCUUAUGGCACCUCCCAUGUAACAUACGCGGAAGCGGUGGCUGGAAGCGCCAAGACGUUCGCACUGCUGGAAGGCUAUGGAGGACGGUUGAUUCCUUCAGGAUGGGAGAGGUUCUGGUCAGAGCAUAGUGAACGGGCGACAAUGCCCAGCGGGCUGGCAGCAUUGGGAGUGGAGAAGUCAGACCGUGAUCUGCUGGGCAGGUGUCCAGAAGGAUCUGACGUCUAUGUUCGGACCUACAACUCAAUCGUCCGGAAGAUGCAGAGGAAGAUCGUGGUGGUCCUGAGGGGUGAGAAGGCAUAUGAGGAGUUGGACGAGGGCUCCAUCCUUGAGGAGUUGAAGGAGCAGGGAGGGAGCGCAGCCUUUGUGGCACGGGGGUCAGUGGAGGAGAAGGAUGAGGGGAAGAGGGCGCUCGAAGCUGCAGGGACUGACAUCAAGUACCUCUUCUCCAGACAUGAAGUGACCCUCAAGAACCAGAAGUUGUUCUUCCACCAUGGAGUUACAACGCUCGAGAAGUUAUCGAACUUUGCCAAGGACCGAGAUGAUCUUGCAACAGUCCUCAAAGACCACUGGGAGUUGGACUCGAGCCGGACUUUGGAUGAGAGAGUGCAGGUUGCAGCGAUCACCUGCGCCUAUACCAAUGCCAACAAGGAGCCAGAGGGCCGCCGAGGAGAAUGGGCGGCAAUGCGAUCAGCAUUGGAGAAGCGCUACGGCCACUUGGAAGACAAGAUCUAUCCGUCGAAAGAAUUUGUUGAAAAGAAAUUGGCGGAGGUUGAAGGUGGCGAAUACCGGGCCGAAGAUCUGACUGAAGUCGUGUCGAAAGAAGAAAUUGAGCCGGAUUCUGUGGUGCCUAUUUGGGACUCCAAGGGCCGACUGGCGAGGCACCGAGGCUCGACGAAAGUCCCUGAACCGACAAACGCUGAAGAACUCAGACGGCGUCUGACCAUCUGGAAGAACGCCAUGGUUAUGAUCUCCCUGAAGCACUCGAACAGGCACGAACUACAAGGCGCAUGGGAGGAGACGACAGAGCAGUACAAGGACUACCUCCUUGUAGAUUAUGUCUACGGCUUGAGUGCCAAGGAUGCUGAAGGGCAGACCUUCGCCAGUCCGCCAUGGAAGUUGAUCCUGGCGUAUGAGAAGGCGAUCAGAAAGCAGGCGGCGAAGAUCACCAACACUGAGGGCAAGCCGCUCACCGUUGCUCUGAAGACAGCAUGGAAGGAUGCAACGAUCAAGGAGCGGAACUUCACGACGCCACUGGCACUCUAUGCAAAGAGGCCCCAACCACCAUGGAGAGAGCAGCCAACAACAAAGUGGGCUGCCACGGAGAGGGGAUGCAAAGGCAAGGAGAAGGGCAAGAGCAAGAAAGGGAAGAGCAAAGGAGGCAACCCUCAUUGUGCAACCCACACACCGGAUGGAGAUCUGAUCUGCUUCAGGUACAACACGCCCGGAGAGAAAUGCAAGCUCAGCAAAUGCAAAUACAAACAUGUGUGUGGGAUUUGCUACAGUGACAAGCACCCCCUCUACGAGUGCAAUCCUCGGAACAGGAAGGAAGCGACGGCCCCGGACACAGACGGGACCAAGAAAAGGCGCAAUUCAGUGGCUGGAUUCCUCAGGAGAUUAGCACCACGAUGCAAUGUCCAAGUGGAGAUCACGGAGUUGGACAUUCAAUCGGACCGCAAGUCAGAUUUCACAAUUCCAGCAAUUCAGAAGAAGUGGUUACAGAUGAUUGCCAAAGGCAUCUUCUUUGCAGUUAUAGUUACUCCGCCUUGUUCCACCUUCUCGAGAGCUGUGUGGGCUAAUGAUUUGGGACCGUUUCCUUUGAGGAGCUCCACAUAUCCGAGAGGCUUCCCAUGGAACAAGGGGGAGAGAUUCCACAAGGCAGAAUUUGGGACGAUUCUGGCGGACUUUUCAUUUGAAGCGCUGAAGCGUCAAUUUGCAUGCAAGAGGACAGUUGGCCUCAUGGAGCAACCGGAAGAUCUUGGGAGAACUGCCAAUGACAGGGUGGCCGGGCAUCAACCAGCUUCCAUGUGGCAGUUCGAGCAAUUUUCACAACUUCUUGAGAUUGAAGGAGAACAGACAGUGGUUUUUGCACAAUCAGAUUUUGGCACAGAAUCCCCAAAGCCGACAAGAUUCCUGAUGCGCAUCUAUGCACCGCUUCACGAUGCUAUGUAUGAAGGUUGCCCACAGUUUGACAGCCAAGGUUGGUACCUUGGCCCAUUGCCACGCCGAUCAGGGGGCGCCCCUCUGAUUGGCAAGGCAAACGGUCUCUUCAAGACUGCACAGUCCGGCUUUUGGAAAGGCCUAGAAGCGCAUUUCCAUGAUGGGGGAGGUCUGGCCUCUCCGGGGAGAUGGACUCCGAGGAUGAGAACGGUGCUGGAUGGCGAGGAAUGGGUCACUGUGAGGCGGCUCCUUUUGCUGGAGGCGGUGAGAGCACUUGGCAGUGUAGCAGAAGUAGAAAAGGAGGCUUUCAGGAUGGCGAAGGGCGGGGACUCCUUCAAGUUGGUCAGAGAUGAGAGGUUCUUGGAGAAGAUUAGAAACAUCCUGUCGGACAAGCUUGGCAUCAGGAAGCAGUAUGAACCAGAGCCUGGGCAACCCUUCUUCCUGGACCUCAUGAAGGGCAUACUGGAAAAACAGGAGGUCUCAGAGGGUCUAAUGGUCAAGAUGGAGGAGGAUGACUUCGUAGCGACCUAUGAUGCCAACCGGGCUGUAGCGGCCCUCGCGGUGCUGGUUGAAGAUGAGAUAUCUGGCAAGAAGCGUGUCAUCCAUGAUGGGACGCAUGGUGUGAUGGUCAACCACCGGAUCAAGUGUCGUGACAAGGUUAGAAUGCCUGGACCCCGGGAGAAGCGUGCAUUGCUGGAGGAGUACGGGGAGCAGCGUGCCACGGUAUUGUCGUUGGUUGGGGACUUCGCCAAGGCCCAUAGGAGGUUCAAGUACAUGGAGGACGAGCUCAGCUUCCUGGCCUGCAAGGCAUCGACAACAUCGACCACUGUUUAUGUGAACCAGGUGGGCACCUUUGGAGUGGCAUCGACGCCAUAUUGGUGGGCACGACUGAGUGCUGCUUUGAUGAGGCUCGUAUAUUGGGUCCUGGGUUGCACCUUUCCCAAUGAUACGCUCCUCUAUGCGGAUGACCUAGAAGUGCUUGCAAUAGGCCGGGAUGGGAGGAUUGGAGGAGUUCUUGCAUAUGCUCUCAUGGCGGCCCUGGGUGCACCAUUCAAAUGGGCGAAACAGAGAGGCGGGCUCGUUACAGAGUGGAUUGGGCUCACUACAGACUACAGGACGCUCUCCAUGGGUCUUUCACAGAAAAGAACAGCCUGGAUCAUCGGCUGGAUAGGUUCUCUGCGGGCCAGAAAGGAGGUCUCGUACCAAGAAUUUGCAGCCGGCCUUGGAAGACUAGGCUUUGCUGCUUUGGCGUUGCCAUGGGAAAAGCCUUUCCUGGGCCCUCUGUACGCCUGGUCCUCAGCGAUCCAAUCGAACAAGGGGGCAAUGACGAUCCCGUGGUCGGUCUUGUUCAUCCUCAGCUGGAUUUCAAGGAGGCUUGAGACUGGAGGUCGGAUGGAGGAGGUCAGGUCGCCUUGCAGACGGUCUAGCAAUGCGUUGAAGAUCUGGACAGACGCUAAGGCCACGGAGACUUCGGCGUGGGUUGGUGGAUGGCUGCAGGAGAGCGAGGAUAGUAAAGAGUGUCGAUGGUUUUCACUGCAGCUACUAGCGACCUUGAUAGCAUUGAGGCUGUGGCUGAAGGGAGGAGGUGACGCGGCGGAGAUCCAUGCUGAGGCUUUUACCGACAACAAAGGGAAUUCCUUCAUCCUGCGCAAAGGCCUUUCUACCAAGUACCCGGUGACAGUUCUUGUGAUUGAGGUGGCCGAAACGCUCAGGAGGCUUGAUGCCUUCGCGACCCUUACUUGGGUACGAAGGGAUGGCAAUGUUCUUGCAGACGCUCUCACGAAUAAGGAUUUUAGCUCCUUUGACAUCAAGCACCGGGAGACCAUUGACGAAGCAGGUUUGCAAUGGUAUGUCAUGGAUGGGCUCCUCAAGGGGAGUGAAGAACUCUUCAACGAGAUCAAGGAGCACAAGCUUAGGAAGAAGGAAGCGAAUAGUGCUCCAAGCCGGACGAAGAAGAAGUCCGCCAAGUUUUUCAGCCGGUGGAAAUCCUGA
Molecule: messenger RNA, 4938 nt
Organism: Durusdinium trenchii
Lineage: Eukaryota; Dinophyceae; Suessiales; Symbiodiniaceae
Source: the annotation of a GenBank genome assembly